CGUAAGUUUAAACCUACGAAAUUGCCCCGAAGAAACUAACUCACCCUCUCUCUCUCCCUGCCAAAAAGAGGCGCUUUUGCUCCUCCUCCCCAUUACUUUAUUAUUUGCUCUCUCACUUUCUUUCUCAAACUGUAGCGUUUGUAAGACCUCUCUCUCUCUCUCUCUCUCUCUCUCUCUCUCUGCCUCGCUCGCUGCAAUGGCUGCGCUACGGCUUGUGGGUUUUGCCUUGGUUUUUGCCAUUUUGAGCUUUGGAGGGAAAUGGGUGGGAGCCCAAGUUCACCAUGUCGUCGGAGGAGACCGUGGUUGGGACCCUUCAACCGACGUCGCUUCUUGGUCCUCCGGCAAAACCUUUAGAGUCGGAGACAAAAUCUGGUUCACAUACUCCGCAGCGCAGGGUGGAAUAGCUGAGUUGAAAAGCAGGGAGGAAUACGAGGCGUGCGACGUGAGCAAUCCAAUCAGAAUGUAUACGGACGGUUUGGAUAGCAUCUCACUGGAAGCUGAAGGAUUACGCUUCUUCGCCAGCAGCGAUACAGACAAGUGCAAGAAUGGCCUGAGGGUGCAUGUGGAGGUACUACCUGAGGCUGAGGCUCAGCAGAAGCAGGUUGAAACAAAAACCCCCAUGGUGGAAGUAUCAAUGGUCAUGGCUGAUGGACCAGCCACUCCUUCUGGUGCACCCCACCUCACUGGAGCUGCAACUUCCAUUCUCAUUCUGUUCAUAUUUGGGUUGCUUUGUUCUCUUAUGCUCUAGCAAGAGAGUGAGAAAGAGAGAGCCCUAUUGCUAUUCUAUUGCAAUGUAGCAUGUUGUUAUUAACUCUGUUUUUAGUUUAUUAGGAGUCUCUUAAGUGACUAGUUUCCUGGGAAUGAUAUAUCAAUGCCCCUGUUAAUGUGUUUUAAAUGAAUUUCAAUUCUGCUUUUCGAUCUAAAGAUUAAAAUUUGUGGUUUUCUGCC
Ziziphus jujuba (common jujube) is the source of this 948-nucleotide messenger RNA. RefSeq names its product chemocyanin. The transcript is spliced from 2 exons. Gene Ontology annotation, cellular component: plasma membrane. The record is from RefSeq and is a predicted model, not a curated record. Gene Ontology annotation, molecular function: electron transfer activity. NCBI's taxonomy places the organism in Eukaryota, Viridiplantae, Streptophyta, Magnoliopsida, Rosales, Rhamnaceae. The coding region runs from base 197 to 748 and encodes 183 amino acids.